UACGAUUAUUCAACUAUCGAUGAUGUUCCAGCAGUGCCUGAUGCAGAAUGCUGGACAACAGUAUGGCGGCCCAGGCGGCAACGGCAGCACCUCCCUACAGCACCACCACCAACAACAGCACCAACAGCAACAAGCAAAUGCUGCAGCAGCAGCACAGUACAAUCAACAGGACCAGGGGUCAAAUGUAGGCAGUGUAACAACCUCACUCCGGCAAUUCCGCAAAGAAAAGCAAGCUCUGCAAGACGGCAACACGUCCGUGAUAAACGAAAACCAGCAUGUAGCCAGAGUAGCACCCCACAAUCACUACCCCUCAUUGUCCAGACCGUCUGACUGCUAUAGAUAUCCCGCACAAUAUCAGGAUUACAGGUAGGUAAUGUGAUUCCCAUCAAAUGUAUACAGGGUUAUCCAAAUUAAGUGU
Molecule: messenger RNA, 418 nt
Organism: Acanthoscelides obtectus
Lineage: Eukaryota; Metazoa; Arthropoda; Insecta; Coleoptera; Chrysomelidae
Source: the annotation of a GenBank genome assembly